UUCCCUCGGCGGACUUCCCUCUUCUUGACCCGGUUGGACUGCUUCCUCCCGAGAAGAUGAAAGAAAUUAUCAUGAAUCAAGAGAAAUUAGCCAAGCUGCAAGCACAAGUGCGCAUUGGAGGCAAGGGUACUGCCCGCAGAAAGAAGAAGGUGGUUCACAGAACAGCUACAGCAGAUGACAAAAAACUUCAGUUUUCCUUAAAGAAGCUGGGAGUAAAUAAUAUCUCUGGCAUUGAGGAGGUAAACAUGUUUACCACCCAAGGCACUGUCAUCCACUUCAACAACCCUAAGGUCCAGGCUUCUCUAGCUGCUAAUACUUUCACAAUCACAGGCCAUGCUGAAACAAAGCAACUGACUGAAAUGCUUCCUAGCAUCUUAAACCAACUUGGUGCUGAUAGUCUGACAAGCUUGAGAAGACUAGCAGAAGCUCUACCCAAACAACCUGUUGAUGGCAAAGCAUCACUUGCUACUGGAGAAGAAGACGAUGAUGAAGUUCCAGAUCUUGUGGAAAAUUUUGAUGAAGCUUCAAAGAAUGAAGCAAACUGAACUGCCACUUUAAGUUAAACUUGAAAAUUAUAUAGAGCUGCUAUUUUAUAUUGUAACUUUUAUUUGUAACAUUUUUGUACUGAUCUUAAAUCAAAGAUCUGUAAUAUUUGGAAACUCUUAAAAA
Messenger RNA from Anolis sagrei ordinatus, 669 nucleotides. The record is from RefSeq and is a predicted model, not a curated record. NCBI's taxonomy places the organism in Eukaryota, Metazoa, Chordata, Lepidosauria, Squamata, Anolidae.